This is a messenger RNA of Uranotaenia lowii, 7347 nucleotides long. RefSeq names its product sodium-dependent transporter bedraggled (gene bdg). Bases 1774 to 6870 code for a protein of 1698 amino acids. Gene Ontology annotation, cellular component: membrane. Lineage: Eukaryota; Metazoa; Arthropoda; Insecta; Diptera; Culicidae. The record is from RefSeq and is a predicted model, not a curated record. The transcript has 9 exons. Gene Ontology annotation, biological process: sodium ion transmembrane transport.
CUACAGCCAGGCGGCAGUUCUAUGGCUUAGCUGCCUCGUCGUCGUGGGUUUUCGUUGUCGUACCUGUCGGACGGUUGAUUUUGUUCGAUUAUGGAAGAAGCUUCUUCUUGUUCUGGUGCAUUGGAAGUGUUUUAAAGGAUUUUCGGGAAGCGUUCCGGUGUUUCUAAACGGUAAUGAUUUAAACGUGAUUCGAGCGAAUUAAGUUUAAGUAAGAAGAUCGUCGGUUUGAUUCGAUAAUGGUAGCUUCCAGUCUGUCAGUGUGGGAUCAAAGCAAGCUGAAGAAAAAAAAACCCAGUGGUAACUUGAUUGAGUGAUCGACGCCGUUGCUGGUGGUAAGUAACUGUGUGUAUUCUAAAUUUGGUGUUACCGUGGCAACCGUGUUCGGACAACUUUGGCUGCUAGCGCACAGCCCUCUGUGAUGGGGUGAUGUCGUUUUUUAUCACCCAAUCCAAUCCAGAUUGUGAGAUGUGUCGUUUCGUGUAGUUGCAAAAACAACGGAACGUGAUCUUAAGUAAUAACAGCAAAAUAACAGAAGAAAAAAAAACCAAGAAACCCAAAACCAGAACUGAGUUAGCAGCAGUGAGCAACAGUAACAGCUUGAUCUUGCCAGGCCUUCUUUGGACCCCGCUGUGGUUCGCUUUUGGCUGGUAGAGGUUGUUGGAUGCUUGUGAAUAAUCUGAGCAGCAGCUGAUUGAGACCGCGAAAUAUAACGUUUGGGAUCUGUACGUGAGCGCGAUAUCAACGACCUUUCGAUGACGACGACGACGACCAAGCGGUAAGCGCAAUACAAGAUCGCUCGAUGAUCUCGUCAUCCAUCCAUAGUCUUUGUGCCCGAAUCAGGAGGAAGCAGGUUUAACCUGAUCUGUUUCAUUGGGGGUACGUAUUUUUUUUCUGUGUAAUGGUGCGAAGAUCAUACUCUUAGUGCUACGACUCUUGAUCUUGAGCUCUGGUACUUGAACCAACUGGAUCGUGAAAUUACUAUCCAAAAUCGACUGUGUACAACGUUUCUGGGUUGUGACUACCAGCUAGUAGUACAUGGUGUGCUUUCCUAUACCGCAACGCCACUAGUAGUACAAGUGUUCCGAAUGUAAACACAAGUGUUUUGAUACACCCCAAGUGAAGGUCUUUCCUCCAUGAUCGAAGUCGUGAUAACGAGAUCAGUAGUGCGGGAUCUAAUCCAAUGUGGUAGCCCAAAAAGUUGACGUGAAGUGAUUUGUUUGUGUUUAUGAAUGAAAGCGCCAUAAAUUGCACACAGUAGGCGCUCGGGGAAGUGAUCGUAUAUUGAAAGAUAGUUAUCAGUAGGCCAGUAGCUUGACUCGGGGCAAGAAACGGCUGCAUCCUGCUGUCCUCAUUGUUGUCACUGGUUCGUCGUAACCUACUUGGAUUAUCAGCGUUCAUCGAAACGAACUACAGUAAAAAAAAGUUCAAACGCGACCCAGGAGAGAGUUUCCGUGUCUUGAGAUUGACAGCACCGCGAGUGCUUCCAAAAUACCAAAAGUGAUGAGUCUUCGCUUCACCUCACGGAACGCCGCAGUUGAGGAGGAUUUUAUUUCUUGCUGGCUGGAAUAGUUUGAUGACGACCGAAGUGUGGCGCGAAGUGGAAGUGAAAAUUGAACUACCCAAAACAUGGCCCCAUUUCAAUUCGCUCGAACGAGUGAGUGAUUAGCAAAAAGUAGCAGCAUGUUACCCACUAUCUAUCACCUACGCUGCCUACAAUAUUGUUAAGGUGCCACAUUUAACACCCGGGAAAGUAAACCGUGGAAAAACAACAACAUGGAAGCACCAUCAAAGGCCUUUGAUUCCGGCCGGGAGCCAAUCGAUGGCCUCGGCCACUUUUGUACCCUGCGGAAAAACAACGCCCGAACGAUUGAUGGUGAAAAUUCAACCCAAGGCGCUAAUGAUCGCCAUCACGUGGUACGUGGCGACCGUGAUAAUUUGACCAAGGCUGCCGGUAACUUUUAUUGUACCCUUCGAGGUGGAGGAUCACAGCAGUCGCCAGCCGGAAGCUUUCGAGAAUCGGACGUCGAUGAAAAAAUGGGAAACUCCAUCGGGAAACAUUCGGGUGCAAGUUUCUAUGAAAAUGGCAGCGAUGGCGAGGAUCGGGCCGAGUUGAAUCGAAAUUUGCUGUACGAGGAAAACAUGUCCACGUUCGAAAGUUUUUGCGAAAAAAGUGCACUCGAGGGAGGGAAUAAUUUCGGUGAGGAAGAUUCCCAAGGUGGAGCUUCAGGUGUUGUUGGGGCUGAAGGUAUCGAAAAUUUCUGCACUCUUCGAAGGAAGCGAUCGCAGCAGAAGGAAAAAGUGAAUAGUGUACGGUGCGAUUCUAAUGGUGAAAUUCAAGAAACGUCACUUGUUGAUCCUAAGCCGAAUAAUGUGGGGAAUUAUUGCACGUUGAAGAAGAAAAAAUUGCAACUCAAUCAGCGCUUUGUGGAGAGUUUUCUCGAAGAUCCGCACGCCAAGUUGCACGAUUAUCUGUCCGAAUUGGAUGCCUACUUGGAUGAAAUUGAUGGGUUGGAUUCCUUUGGGAACAGUAGUGAAGAUGAGGGAAAAAUUGAGGACGAAGAAGAAAAAAUCGAAGCUAGCCAUGGUGAAAAUGAAGCUGUCAGUGAUAAAGAAGUGAAAAUCAGCGAAAACGUGCAAGACCCAGCAGCACCCCCGAUCAGCUAUUCGGAUAUCAAGCAUUUCUGCACCCUGCCCAAGAGGAAGCGGGUGCAGUUUCUUAACAGUGCUCGAUUCGGAGAUCGAACGAGUCCCCUGAGGCGUACCUUCUUCGUGACGACGACCAGCAAUAGUAAGCCAAUCAGGAUUACCGAAACGUCGCCGUCAGAUCAAUCAGUAGCAGUAGCAAAUGCCGCUGCCGACGCUGACGCCGAUCGCCGACGUCGUGACUCACUGCUAGAAGCAGCAGGCGCUGGAUUGAUAUUUGCGCAGCCAGCUGAUGAGGCGCAUGGGAAUGGGACUUCAGAUUUCGUCGUUACAGAACCUACCUCAACCUCGAUCACUGCCUCGGACAGCCGUCGUACGGCGGAACGACCCCGCCGGGCAUCGAAUUGGUUGCGCAAUUCUAUGCGCAAGGUUCGCCCAAUUCAAAUACCGGACCAGGAUAUACCGGCUUCACCAUCUCCACCCCCGCCCGAAGUCCGUGGCUCUUCCUCCUAUGAAGGUUCCGGCAGCGAUCUCCAGGCCUCGAACAUCACAAACAAUCACAGUAUUACUAGGAGUAGUAUUUCAGCAUCAUCACCGUCAUCUUCAACAUCACACGAAGCUCAAGCUGGUAGAGCCGAGUUCGAUUCGGCCAACAUCGAGUUCAGUUCCCUCAACUCGCUGGCCGACGAAGGCAAUGGCCACCAUCCGGAACAGGAGGCAGAGGAAGAUCACAACGAGCUCAGUUCCAUCACAACGCUCCCAAUUGGCGAGCUGCUGGAGAGAAACGAAACCAAAGAGGAUCAACGACGACCAGUUCCGAGUGCCCCACCUGCCACCACCUGUGUUCCGAUUACAGAGGACGAACUGAUACCGUAUCUCGUAUCGGCGUCACUUUGUGAGCGGGCCACUAUUCCUGCGCAGGAAACUCUUCCCACGAAUGAAAGGCCUCGGCAAACGGGCCGUCGAUCGGAACCGAGACCGCGGGUUGUCUCGAUUACGGCCGAACGAGACUCGCGAACUAAUCAGCUGAUAAUCCGGACCAACACUUCCGGCUCAUCGCCGAUACCAUCCGGCGGAAUUUCCCCGAGAGCUCCGAGUGCUCCAGUGAUCAGCGAUCUAGAGCAGCGUCAUCACCAUUACAGUAGUGGUGCUAGUAGCAAUCAUCAUCAGCAGCAGCACCUCAACAAUAGUCGUCACCAGGAGCGGCGCCAUCAGUACGUAGGCAUGGGAAUGGGAUCGGAAACCAGUUCGAUUGGAUCCUCGCGGAAUCCGAGUCCGGUAUCGCUGCUCUCGACAACCACGUACAGCUCGAUGGCGUCCGGCGUCGAAACGGAAGGGUCCCGUUCGAGGCCGGACGACGAUGAUGGUCGUGAUGCGGCCACGAGGAGCCCAUCGUCGACGGUAGCCGCGGAGUCUCAAACGAAUGGCGGAACGACCGCAACGAUUCCGAGUGGAACCGAUACUAGCACUACCACAACAAUAACAAAUGACCCUGGACUGGAUUCCGACGAGCUGUCCGAUGAAUCCGACGAGUACGAACCGGAAAUCGACCUCAACGGGCGGCCGAAACCGAACUGGCCCCACGUGAUGUCCCGCUCGUUGGCCGGAUGUUUCUGCACCCUGGGACUGUUCAACAUAUCGCGCUUUGCCAUUUUUAGCGUGCACUUUGGGGCCAACUUUAUCGUUCAGUUUUUGAUUUUCUCGUUCCUUUUUGGGAUUCCGAUGCUGUGGCUGCAGAUGGUUCUGGGGGCUCGCAUUCGAGGCAGCCCCAUCAACAUGUGGCGCAUCAGCCCCAUCUGCAAGGGAAUCGGCAUUUCGCUGCUCUUGGCCCAGGGCUUCAUUGCCCUGUACUCGACGAUAUCGCUGAGCUGGGUGCUGGUGUACUUCCGGGACUCGUUUGUGUCCCGCAGUGAAAAAUAUCGUUGGCAGGAAAUCUUCGAACUCUAUCGGGGAUCGGGCAAUCAAUCGUUUCGCUUGUCGGACACUGUAGCCGAUUAUUUCAACGGUGUCGUGCUGCAACGUUAUCAACUAGGCCCGGGAAGCCGAGGACUGGGUGGCAUUGGAGCGGUUCGCUUUCAGCUGGCCUUCAAUCUGGCCAUUAUUUGGACCAUCGUUUUUGUGGUCCUGUGCAAAGGCAUUCGAUCUUUCGGAAAAAUUGUCAUCGGUUUGUUUUCGUUCGCUAUGAUUGGACUGAUCGCUAUCUGUUCCAAGUUCGUGACCAUGGUGGACUUCGACAGUGUCCAGAGCAUUUUCCCUGCCACCGAGUGGCAGGAUUUUUUCCUAAACUCGCGCAGCUGGAUGAGUGCCGCCCAGGAGACGUUUCUGACCUGGGGCCUGCUGGGGGUUUCGAUAUACUCCAUCAACGGCCGGACCAAUCGGAAGGGAGCCAACAGGAAGAUUCGGCUGAGGGAACUUCGCCGGGAUGCCCUGUUUGUCACACUGCUAACCCUGAUCGGUUUAAUGCUGGCGGCAGUUUUCGGCAGCGCUUGUGUGCAGAUUCUAAACACCCGGAAAUACUACUACUUCCCGGGCUCUUAUGAAAACAUCGGCACCGAUAUCUUCCUACUGCCGUCGGAUCAACCGUUGCCCCCGCAGCACGCCACCAUGCCGACCAAGUGGCUGAUCCGCUACUCGAUGGUGCUGGGCGAAAGCUACAAGCGACCGUACGCCAACCCGCACCAGGAAAGCGGCUACCAGGUGAUCCGGCUGGUGACGGAGCUGUUCCCGUCGACGCUGGCGGCGGCCACCCAGGAACGUAUCGGUCCGAUCUGGAGCCUGAUCGGGUUCCUGACUUUGCUGCUAUUCGGACUGGGUCAGCUGUGCGCGAUGUGGAAACCGAUUGCCGAGGCCGUUGGCGAUUCGCCAUCGUCGGUGGUGCUGAGCUGUGUCACCGGACUGUUUAUGGGUAUUCCCUUGGCCACCGAGAGUGGAAUCACCAUCAUACACUAUCUGGACUCAUUGCUCGGCGGUGCCUGGUGGCUUCUGGUGCUCUGGAUUGGCCACAUUUUGGCAAUCUUCCUGGUCCGAGGAAGACCGUUCACUAGUGACCUUCUGGCGGAUGAUCUGCGAAUGACGGGCACUUUGUCGGCUUUCAUUGCCUUUGCCUGGAACUUCCUACUCCCGAUCGGUCUGAUAUUUCUGUGCAUCCUGGAGUAUCGGGUCUCGAAUGCGAACAGUUUGUUCAACUGGCGCCACGGAGGCUACUGGCCAUUAUGGGCUCGCCAAAUCGGCGGCUUCAUUCAACUGUCCUUCCUGCUGCUUGUCCCCAUCGUUUCCGUCGUACAAAUCUACCGGUACCUGUUCAGCGGCCCUCCGGACAUCCUUCAGCGUUUCGAUAACCUGUUGAGACCAUCGAUCGGACUCAACGGCACGACGAGCAGAAGCCGACGCACUUCUAGCAUGGAUUUCCCGCAACGUGUGGGCCCGCCGGGCAACUUCGGGCGUUCGGUCAAUUCGGGCUCGACGAUGAUUUCGCUGCCGAUUACUGGUGCUGGUGCCACGAUCGUAGCCGGACGUGGUGGUUCGGUGCCACUGGACGAUGCGCCACCCAAGUAUACGCCGCCACCUUCCUACACCACGGCAACCGGGGCGCGUAUCGCCAAAAUGUUACGCAACAGCAUCCGACGCAGCGUCCGAAGAAUAAUGGGCGAACCAAGUAACAAUCGCCAAAGGGGUGCCAUUCCUCACCAGCAGCAGUACCCGACGGAGUCCCAAACGGCGACAACGACAUCGGUCAAUCCCACGGGUGACGAACUACCCCCGCCGGACUACUCAACCGUUCAAAUUGACCGUUACACGCCAUCCGGCGGCGUGGAAAUGGGACCCCGUAUUUUGUACAACAGUGAAACUUUGAGCAGCCGCCGGGGUCGAGGGCAUCGUUCCCUGACCCAAUCGACUGGCCAAAAUCCUACCAGCAGCCUAACGGCAACGGACGUGCUGCAGAUUCUUCGUCCGGCUACGACGACGCUAUCCGUUCCACCGACGCCCACCAACCUAAACCGUUCUCCUUCUUUUGCCCUUGGAACAACCACGGCAGCCAUCGGAUACGGUAACGUGGAUCUGGUCGUUCGAGACGCCCUCAACAGACGCCAUUCGAUGAGGGGAUCGGUGGAAAAUCUGGUACUGGGAGCGGCUCCGCUAGGAGAUUCCAGUAUAAUUACGUUGGCCCUCGAUGAGGACGAACAUUGCCGUCAUGGUCGAUCACGUGGAACCGAUUCUGUGAUAUAGGGGAGAAGAACCGAAAACGGAACAAGCCGAACUUAUCUCUCGGCUACGCAAAGGAUGCAAACGAAACGCUUUGUUCACACUUUGAAGAUUAUCAUUAUUAUUACUACCUACUCCAAACUAGGUUCACUCUUAAAUAAGUAUUUGACUCCCUUCGCUAUAGGAAGAGUAGCGCGCACAUUUCAGAAUUAGUUUAGCUAUUUAACUUGCACCUUAUAACCAGACAAGGCGAAACACAGUCUAGCAUGUUCCAGUUUUUUUUCUCUCGGAAAUGUGGAUCGUCACACUAGGAAAGUAUCUGACUACAUAUACACUUUCUUCCGGUUUUAAGGAAACCAUUCCGAGUAAAAAGUUUCAGGAGGAUUUCUCCGAGAUUAUUAUGUUAUUUAUUAGUGCUAACCGAUACACAACUGAUGAUGGUUGUCCGUCCAUUCAAAUAGAGUCUAUACAUAUUUGACCGUAAGAUGAAUAAAGAUCUGU